This is a messenger RNA of Plasmodium vinckei vinckei, 1494 nucleotides long. RefSeq names its product conserved Plasmodium protein, unknown function. The coding region runs from base 1 to 1494 and encodes 497 amino acids. Gene Ontology annotation, cellular component: cytoplasm. Lineage: Eukaryota; Apicomplexa; Aconoidasida; Haemosporida; Plasmodiidae. The transcript has a single exon. The record is from RefSeq and is a predicted model, not a curated record.
AUGAUGAAGCAUGUUUUGCUUGGGUAUAUUAAGAAAGGGAAGAGGUCUAAGAAAUUGAGUAAUACAAAAGGGAUAGAAAAAAAGUUUGUAUCAAAAAUAGGGGGUAGACCAUAUUGGCUAGAUAGAAUAAAUUUACCUGAAGAAGAUAAUUUUAAAUGUAUAAUUUGUAAUGAGCUAUUAUCAUUUUUAUUACAAAUAUAUGCACCUAUUGAUAAUAUAGGACAUUGUUUUCAUAGAUGCUUAUAUGUAUUUAUAUGUUUUAGAUGUGGGGAUCAAGUUAAAUGUUUUAGAACCCAAUUACCCCGAAAUAAUCCAUUUUACAAUUUUUAUUUAACUACUAAUUUGAAUAGUGAUUCUGAUCAGGAUAAUAUUGAAACGAGUAAAAAUGGAGAGAGUCAAAAUAAAUUUGAUGAAUUAAGUAGUGUUGAAAAUGAACUUGAUGAGUUUACAUCUACAGAAAAUAAUUCUACUGAUAAUGAUUCAGAUGUAAAUAUUACAAAAUACAAAAAUUUAGAUUCUACCGAUUUAGUAACAGUUUCUGAAGAUUUAAACAAUUCUACUACAAUAUCUGCUGAUAUAUGUAGUACUACAUGUCCUGACGAUUUAGCCAGUACCCCUUCCCAUCGAAUUGCAACUACAAACGAAGGUGAAAAUGCUGAAAAAAAUGCAUCUAUUAGUGUAACCAAAAUGACUAACAUAAAUAAAGAGAUUUUUGAUAAGAAUGUAGAAUACCUUUUAUGCUGUAAUAGAUGUGGUAUACCAUGUAAAGAUAAAAAAAAUAAAAAAAUUCAUAAAAAAUGCGAGAUGAAAAAACAUAUAAUAAUUUUAGAAAAUAAAAUAAAUAUAAAUGAUGAAUAUGAUUGCGAGAGUAGUAGCAUAGGGUCAGACGACUACUCCGAUGAAAGUGAAGAAUAUGGUGAGGAAGAAGUGGAAAAGGUUGACACAGAAAAGGUGAGUGAUGAAUAUAACAAGCCUGAGGGGGACGACGACGACGUGGACGUUAGUGAAAUGAAGGCCAUGGAGGAUAUACAAAAAGAUGUAUUUAAAAAUCGACAAAUAGAUAAUGUAUUUUUAAAUUAUAUUAAAAAAAUAUCUAGAUUUCCUAAACAAAUUAUUAGAUAUUCUUAUAAUGGUAGCCCUUUAUAUGCAUCAAACGAUUUUCAAAACAAAAAUAAAAAUAAUAUAUAUUCUAGAGAAUAUGAAGAUAAUAAAAAAUCUAAUACUUUUACAAACAUACCAAAUUGCUAUAUAUGUAAAAAAAGAAAAGUUUUUGAGUUUCAAGUCUUAUCUACAAUAAUUAAUUAUUUAAAAAUAAAAAAUAAAAAUUUAGACAAUCAAGAAUCAAAAAUGAAUUUAAAAUUUAUGACUAUAAAUAUUUAUACUUGUGAAAACAAUUGUGAUAUAUAUGACAUUAAUAUUUCAAAACAGAAAACAAACAUACCACCUUUAGGUAGAUAUAUACAGGAAUAUGUACAUGUACAGGUAGAAAAUUGA